AUGGCACCAAGGAACAUAACAGGAGUUUCAGAAUUUCUUCUCAUGGGAUUUUCAGAGGAUCCAGAAUUGCAGCCUCUCAUGUUCAGACUUUUCCUCUCCAUGUACCUGAUCACUGUGUUUGGAAACCUGCUCAUCAUCCUGGCUGUCAGCUCAGACUCCCACCUCUACACCCCCAUGUACUUCUUCCUCUCCAACCUGUCCUUGGUAGACAUCUGUUUAUCUUCCACCACCAUCCCAAAGAUGCUGUGGAACAUCCAGACACAGAGCAAAGGUAUCACCUAUGAAGGCUGCAUCACCCAGAUCUAUUUUUUCACACUCUUUGUAGUCCUGGACAUCUUUCUCUUGACCGCGAUGGCCUAUGACCGCUUUGUGGCCAUCUGUCACCCCCUGCACUACAUCGUCAUCAUGAACCCCUGGCUCUGUGCACUGCUGGUGCUAUUGUCCUGGAUCAUCGGUCUCCUGCAUGCCUUGCUGGAAAUCAUAAUUGUAUUGCGGCUGUCAUUCUGUACAGUCUUAGAAAUCCCUCACUUUUUCUGUGAGCUCAAUCAGAUGAUCCAACUUGCCAGGUCUGUCAUCUUUCUUGAUAAAGCAGUAAUGUAUUUUAUACCUCUGUUGCUGGCUGGUGGUUCCCUCGUGUGUAUCCUUUAUUCCUACUCUAAGAUAGUUUCCUCCAUAUGUGGAAUCUCAUCAGCUUGGGGGAAGUAUAAAGCGUUCUCCACCUGUGCAUCUCACCUCUCACUUGUCUCCUUAUUUUAUUGUACAUGCUUAGGAGUAUAUCUUAGCUCUACUACUACCCACAGCUCACACUCAAGUGCAACAGCCUCAAUAUUGUAUGCUGUGGUCACCCCCUUGCUGAACCCCUUCAUCUACAGCCUGAGAAAUAAAGACUUAAAGAGGGCUCUGAAAAUACUCUAUGGAAAGAAAUCUAUAAAAUAA
Molecule: messenger RNA, 936 nt
Organism: Cervus elaphus (red deer)
Lineage: Eukaryota; Metazoa; Chordata; Mammalia; Artiodactyla; Cervidae
Product: olfactory receptor 7A5-like
Exons: 1
Coding region: 1-936 (311 amino acids)
Biological process (GO): G protein-coupled receptor signaling pathway
Cellular component (GO): membrane
Molecular function (GO): olfactory receptor activity; G protein-coupled receptor activity
Source: RefSeq, a predicted model, not a curated record